Messenger RNA from Drosophila sechellia, 1559 nucleotides. RefSeq lists its product as uncharacterized. NCBI's taxonomy places the organism in Eukaryota, Metazoa, Arthropoda, Insecta, Diptera, Drosophilidae. The record is from RefSeq and is a predicted model, not a curated record. The transcript has a single exon. Bases 635 to 946 code for a protein of 103 amino acids.
UCUUUGUUGAGAUGCAGAGAAUCGUGUUUUGGCACACAGACUCCAUUGAGUCGCCGAAAUCCUUUGCGGCAAACGCACUUGGGAUUAUAGCAGAAAUUUUCCGCCGGACACUCUUGUCCAUUUGGGCAUUUAAUAAUCAUGCAACUAACUGACUCAUUUUCCUCACAAUCUACGCCCACAACUUGAUAGGGAUUUUCUGGGAAUUUAUAAGAUAGUUAGGAUUGUAGCUCAAUUCUGCUGCGGAUUAUCAUUUCACCAUUCUGAUAUCUUCUUCCACCUAAAACUAAUCCGACUAACGAAACACAAGAUAUUAGCAGGUAUACAUUCAUUGCAAAACUGACCGCAUUAGUAGAAAUAACAUUUACUAAUACGGACCAAAUUCAGCGUUGUUAAUUAGGUUAAAAAUUGCCUAAGACUCUAAAUAAAACUGGCUUACAAAAAAUUAAAGCGUUUCAACUGGCAUCACUUCCAACCCAGUUUUGAACUCUGUUCACUUGGCCAUCUAACACACCAAGGGCGCACAAUUGCCCACUUCACCGUGCUCCAGACAUAAAGGACCUGCUCCCGCAUGGAGGACCUCCUGCUCCGAGGACUGCAAUCCGUGUGUAUAUGUGUAUGUGUGUGAUUUGCAUAUAUGCAGGCCAAGUCGAGCAGCAGCCGCAGCAACAACAAGUGCAACCAAAACAAAGAUGCUGCGCUCCUGACACUGAAACCCGCACAAGGCCAAUCGACGAAAUCAGGCCACGCACACGAAUCCCGACACGGUAACGGUGGCGAUGGCGAUGGCGAUGACGAUGGCGAUGUAGAUGACGUAGCGUUCCGAUGCGAUGCCCCCGGCAAUCAGCCUGCCACAGCCUACUACAGAAGGCCGGCUUUCCCGGACCCGGAGACACUGUCACUCCCACUCGUACUCCCGAACAUAUCCCAAACCCAAAAGCAGAGGUAACUGCACUCAGUCCUACACGGCGAACAAAUGCUAGCUAACACUUUUUGAAGAUAUGUCAGAUAUUAGCUACAGCAAUCUCUAGAACUUUGAAAUAUCAUUUAAAAUUCAAAGAGCAUUGAUUAUAUUAUACAUAUAAAAGUUUUUUGGGUAAUAAUAAUUUUAAUAAGACCCCUAGAAAUAUUUAAAGUUGUUUCCAUACAUGCCUCAUAAUAUAUUUCAGUUAACUGCUUCUGAAAUUAUUUUUCGCAGUGUAAGCGCCGAGAACUCACACAUUUCUGAAUCGGAGAGUAAGAGUGUCGGCGGCAAGAGGCGACUGGAAAAUGUGGUGUGGUGGUGGAUGCGAUGCGGAUGUGCUCGGCAAGUGCAACUCGCUGAUGCGCAUGUGGAUGUGCAUGGGUGGAUGGGUGUGGGCAUUGUGUGCGUGGGCACUUCGACGCCUUUCCGGCAUUCAGGCAUUGCAUCACCAUCACCAUCAUCAUCGUCGUCGUGGUCGUUAUGGCGGUGGGGUAUUGUGGAAAGCGAACAUGCAGCAAGUCUACGCAUCCUGCCGGUCAAACAGUCAACAUUUCCAUUCUUAUAACGCAGAAUGUGUUACAAGUGGCAGACAAUGCCG